AUGAGAUUGUUUCAAAGCCUUAUUUACAAUGUCUGGGACCCCAUAAAACCCUACUUUAUUCAGCUUUACCAGGACACUUGGGUAGCAAACAAGUUGAUGACCUUCAUCAGUUAUAAAGUCAGGAGUGCUGAUAAAAGAAGUAAAGCUUCGAAAGGCUCUACACCUUCUCAUGGGCAUCAUUAA
This is a messenger RNA of Peromyscus californicus insignis, 183 nucleotides long. RefSeq names its product ATP synthase subunit ATP5MPL, mitochondrial-like. Lineage: Eukaryota; Metazoa; Chordata; Mammalia; Rodentia; Cricetidae. The coding region runs from base 1 to 183 and encodes 60 amino acids. The record is from RefSeq and is a predicted model, not a curated record. The transcript has a single exon. Gene Ontology annotation, cellular component: mitochondrion.